Messenger RNA from Hymenoscyphus albidus, 735 nucleotides. NCBI's taxonomy places the organism in Eukaryota, Fungi, Ascomycota, Leotiomycetes, Helotiales, Helotiaceae. The record is from the annotation of a GenBank genome assembly.
AUGGCUUCCACAGAAUUUGCGAUCAAAGGGAAUGAGGCGGCGACAGACGUUUCUACGAGUUCCACAGAGACGACCGCUAGCGCUAGUUCUGAACUUGCAUUGUUUGACUCUUCUCCGUCCAACGAGGAAAACGACGAGGCGUAUGCCGAUAUUCCGUUGGAUGAGCUCUUGCAGAUUGAGAACACGGUCAAUGUUGCAGCCACGACCGACGGGGUUGACGACACCGAGGAUACCCAUAUCUCUCAUAAUUCAGUACAUUCUUUAAGACAGGAACCUGGUGGGUCUUCUUCAAUAAGUCAGACUCCAACCGACCUGACAGAAGUUAAAGACACUAAAACUUACGCAAUUGUAGCAUCUACUGGACAAACCGAAAACACAAGCGAGGAUGCAAACGAAGCUUUAGACGAAGAAUACGACUCCGAGGACUCAGAGACAACGACAGAGGAAACAGAGGAAAAAUGUCGUGCGGAAGAGCUGGAUAGAGAGUAUACUGAGAUGGUUAUGGCGGGUUUCAAAUACAGAGCCGCCAUGGUCACUGAGGGCGAGCUGAAAUUUUUCAAGAUUCCAUCACUUGCGCAGUAUAGAGCCAAAAGAUUCUCUCCCUUGAGAAUCUGCUGGGUACUUCCAUCAAGCAGCGACGAUACGUAUGAUAGCGACGACGAGACAACUAGUGAGGAAUGGGACGAGAUGGACAUGGAGGAGGAGGUCGAACUGGGUCACUUUCCGGAACUUUAG